Equus caballus (horse) is the source of this 1543-nucleotide messenger RNA. It is a transcript of the gene AKR1C1, whose product is annotated as aldo-keto reductase family 1, member C1. Gene Ontology annotation, cellular component: cytosol. Gene Ontology annotation, biological process: doxorubicin metabolic process; progesterone metabolic process; prostaglandin metabolic process. Gene Ontology annotation, molecular function: bile acid binding; ketosteroid monooxygenase activity; aldose reductase (NADPH) activity. The record is from RefSeq and is marked provisional. Lineage: Eukaryota; Metazoa; Chordata; Mammalia; Perissodactyla; Equidae.
AAGUCUCACUGAGGAAAGGACGCUUUGCCUCAGACCCGGACAAUCGACACUCCCACCAGCCCUACAAACUAUUGGGACUUCCCCAGCUGAUUGUGGUGUGGAUGUUGCCUGCCAGAAGGACCUAGAAAGCAUAGAGGAAUUCUCUUCCUGCCCUACAGCUUGGGGACUUAGUCAGCAUCACAUUUCACUUGCCGUACAUUGUUCACUCCUGGACUACUGCAGGAGAGAUCCUGGACCUCUGCCAAGAGCCAGCAGGAGUUGGACUGUGUACUUGCGUGGCACCCUUCUCUUAUCCAUAUAACCUGUGAGAGCAGAAGAUUAACAGAUUCUACUUAAAGAAGCAACAAACAAUGGAUCCCAAAGGUUGGCGUGUGGAACUAAAUGAUGGCCACUUCAUUCAUGCACUGGGAUUUGGCACUUAUGCCCCUAAUGAGGUUCCUAAGAGCAAAGCUGUGGAGGCCACCAAAUCAGCUAUAGAUGCCGGCUUCCGCCAUAUCGAUUGUGCUCAUUUGUACGACAAUGAAAAGGAGGUUGGAUUGGCUAUCCGAAGCAAAAUUCAAGAUGGCACUGUGAAGAGAGAAGACAUAUUCUGCACUUCAAAGCUUUGGGCUACUUCUCUUCGACUGCAAUUGGUCCGGCCUGCCUUGGAAAAGUCUCUGAAAAAUCUUCAACUGGACUAUGUUGACCUCUAUAUUAUUCAUUUUCCUGUGGCUGUCAAGCCAGGGGAGGAACAUCUUCCACAAGAUGAACAAGGAAGAAUGAUAUUUGACACAGUGGAUCUCUGUGCCACGUGGGAGGCCAUGGAGAAGUGUAAAGAUGCAGGAUUGACCAAGUCCAUCGGAGUGUCCAACUUUAACCGCAGGCAGCUGGAGAUGAUCCUAAACAAGCCAGGGCUCAAGCACAAGCCUGUGUGCAACCAGGUGGAAUGUCACCCUUAUCUCAACCAGAGCAAACUGUUGGAUUUCUGCAAGUCAAAGGAUAUUGUCCUGGUUGCCUACAGUGCUUUGGGAAGCCAACGUGAACAUUGGAUAGACCAGAGCUCCCCAGUCCUCUUGGAGGAUCCAGUUCUUUGUGCCAUGGCAAAAAAGUACAAGCGAACUCCAGCACUGAUUGCCCUUCGCUACCAGCUACAGCGUGGGGUGGUGGUCCUGGCCAAGAGUUACAAUGAGAAGCGGAUCAAAGAGAAUGUGCAGGCUUUUGGGUUCCAGUUGACUUCAGAGGACAUGAAAGUCCUAGAUGGCCUAAACCGAAAUCUGCGAUAUGUUACUUUAGAAAUGUUUGCUGGCCACCCUGAGUAUCCAUUUUCUGAUGAUUAUUAACUUGGAGGCCUUUGUCCUGAUCUCCACUAGAAGCCCUGUGUGUGGAUAGUGAGGCAAGAAAUGUCUCAGAUGUUGGGAAUUGCAUACAUCAGCAUGAAUUUCAUCCAUGUUGUUUAGAAACACAUACUCAGCAAGAUUUAAGUCCAUAGGUCAGGAAAGAAAGGCACUCAAUAUUUGUCACAUCCUGUAACAAUUAAAAAUUUUCCCCACAAAUCUCUUUCCUA